Molecule: messenger RNA, 363 nt
Organism: Aspergillus ruber CBS 135680
Lineage: Eukaryota; Fungi; Ascomycota; Eurotiomycetes; Eurotiales; Aspergillaceae
Exons: 1
Coding region: 1-363 (120 amino acids)
Source: RefSeq, a predicted model, not a curated record
AUGGCUCGGCAUCUCGAGGCCAUGCUUGCUUUGUCCCUUUGCUUUCUCGCGUUGAUAUUGGAGCUUGUCUGUGGGCCAAAGGGACGUAAGAGGGGAGGCAACGAAUGGAGUCUAUGGCGCAUGGAGGAGUUUUUGUUUUGGGUUUGCUUCGGGAUUGUUGAUAAUGGCUCUCUUUCAGGGAAUGCGACGUGUUGUUCUUUCAGUGCUGAGUUAAAGGUUGGCGCAGACCAAUGCCUGGAUAUUUGGAGCACCACUGGUUGCCAUUGGUCUUGGUGGUUUUUGAAACCGAAUUGGGAAAGCAGUGCAAACCACCUGAAGUCAUGGUGGGCGACCGAGCCUUCGAUUAAUGAAUUUUUAAGCUGA